AACACCCAGCUCGCAUCGCGUCCAUUGAUGCAUCGGGCAAGUGGUACCGUUCCGUCCCCUCCCCGAUCGCGUACGCCUCUGAGUGCUGGGAGCCACACACGCACACGCACACGCACAGCGCGACGACGAACUGAAUCAGGUCAUGGGCACAUGGAGCCUUGGCGACUUUGCCGAAACGAGCCGGGCGCUAGCUGGUAGAUUGCGUAGAGCGAGGCGGCAGCCAUGAGCCUCUCCGUGUGCAAUGUUUCUUGUCCCGGCAGGCAGGCAGGCAGCCGGAGCCAUCGGCGCGUCGUCAGAUCUUCCACCGGCUACUUAAACGCCUGCUACUGCCGUUUGCCGGCCGGCCUAACUGACAAAGCAUCGCGCUUGAGUGGGCCGGGCGUUGAGGUCUGGUCAAGGCGUCGAGCGUCCUGCAAGGCUGCAAUGGCCUGCGCGGCGGCGGAGCGCAAGGCGAUCAGGGUCCUCCUCGUCGAGGACGAGGAGAUCCACAGGGUUCUGGCGAGGGCGCUGCUGAGGUCGGCCGUCGGCGGCGUGGAGCUGGACGAGGCGAGGACCGGCGCCGAGGCGGUACGGCGCGUUCGGGAUGGCGGUGCCGCCGGCGCCUACGACCUCAUCAUCACCGACGGGAAGAUGCCCGUCAUGGACGGACGCGAGGCGACGCGGCAGAUUAGGGCCAUGGGCGUCACGACGCCGAUCGUCGGGCUGUCCAGCGACACCUUCCCGUCAGACGUCGACGCGUUCCUCAAGGCCGGGGCCGACGACUUCACGCCCAAGCCACUGUCCAAGGAGAAGCUCGUCCGUAUUCUUGCCAAAUUCAAUCUCGCUUAGCUCUCUGUUUGCUGUCCAAGGAGAAGCUCAUCCGUAUUUUCUUGCCAAAUUGGCAAAAUACAAUUCUUGCUUAGCUCUUCGUUUGGGUGCAAAUCUCAAUGAGGGGAUAAAUAAAGGCUCUCGAAGAAGUAUACA
Messenger RNA from Sorghum bicolor (sorghum), 963 nucleotides. Its product is annotated as two-component response regulator ORR41. NCBI's taxonomy places the organism in Eukaryota, Viridiplantae, Streptophyta, Magnoliopsida, Poales, Poaceae. The transcript is spliced from 4 exons. Bases 223 to 828 code for a protein of 201 amino acids. The record is from RefSeq and is a predicted model, not a curated record. Gene Ontology annotation, biological process: phosphorelay signal transduction system.